AUGGACUACCAGGUCUUGGGAGGUUCCCUGCACAGCGGCGCAGAAGACAAGAAAAGUGGCUCUGCGGCAGCUGCUCAAGUCAAUGUUAAUUCGAUGCUUAAUCAACAGCAUCAACAAUAUCCUGCGCCUGUUGCUAACCAGCCAGUUGCGCAGACACAGCAGAGUGCAUCAAAUUCUGGUCCGUCCAAAUCAAAGGCCAAGGCGAGUCCAGCACAAGAGGCUGCACGGCCAGCGGCAACCCAGCAGAAAUUAGCCAAGGCUGUUUCGGAGUACCUGAGCAAAGACACUGCAAAUAAAGGCAAACAAUGCUCAUCAGAUUCUCUCAUGCUUCUCUUACGAAACAAUCCAACAUAUCCAGAUGUUUGUGCUCAAUGGGAAACUCGCGGAUUCGCGUUGAAUAGACAAGACAUGGCUAGAUUUCUUCUUGCAGCAGUCCCCGCGCUCCUGAGCAACAAUAAUGGACAGGAACAGAAGAAGGCGGAAGCAAGCAAAAAUACUCCUCCAUCAUAUGCAACUCCGUCUCUCUCUUCCCCUGACUACGGCGCAACCUCCACAACAUUCACAAUCUGCACAAUCUGCACAAACUGCACAUCCUCUAUCAUUACCACCCCCCGCCACCCCCGUCACAACCGUCUCAACCAAUUCAACAAUCUCCACCACCCCAAGCUCCAGCACCAGCACUACCUCAAGGCGUCCCGACCCCGUGCAUCGACAGGUACAGCUGGCUCAUCAGAGCAAAAGAAAGAGAAAAAGUCUCUGCAGCGCCCGCGAAAAUCAGACGGAGCAUGGAUAUCGAACACGCCUGUCGGACCAAAGGCUGAAGUGGCAAAGAAGAGACUGUUUUCCGAGAUUGUGGACAUGUUUCAAAUGAGUAGUGACGACGAAGAUGGAUUUUCUCGCUCAACCACUAAUAUGAAUCUGAACCUUGCCCAACGACCAAGCUUUCCAGAUCCUGGCCCAGACGUCAUGGAUCUCGGCACGGACUCACCACAUCCAGCCGAACAGAAUGUCACUGAUUCUCGUGCUGAAAUGGCCGAACCUGAAAUUGAGUUCGACCCUGAUGACGAGUUUGUCCUUCGUGAGAUUAAACUCUACUAUAACCCUCAAUCUAUUGCGCGGGAUGUCAUGCUUGCUACCGGUCGCCAUCCGUCUGAAAGACCCCUGAACUUUCACCUGAUGCAUCUGAUACAGACAUUUACGGGGUUCACUUUGCGCUCAGAUCUUGAAACUGUCAAGUGGGAUCUAGUUGACCCAGGCGGGCCUUCCAUGCCAGUCGUUGAACUCGAGGAUAUUUUCCUUGAGCCUCCUCAGCUCACUCGUAAAAGGCGUCGUCGUCGUCGUCGCGACGCAUCACGUGAUGACCCGGACGCCAAAGGCCCCACUUCAGAUAGUCGACCUCAGCCGAGCCAAACAACUGCAGCACUUGGACAACAACUUCUUCCUUCUGUUUCUACACCUGACGGUGCGCGCGAUUCAAUGGCUGGUACACCGACCACUAAUCAGAGGAACGGUCGUCGCGGCCGACCGCCCGGCGCCAAAAACAAAAAGCCUCCGAAAGCUGCCUUGACAGACUUGGCUGAGACCGCGACUGGGCCUUCUACGAGAAACGUUCAAACCUCCGUGUCUGCUCCUGCUUCCUCCGUACCCGAGCCUUCAUAUCCUAUGUUUACGUGUGAAUGGGCGUCGUGUCCCGCGCAACUCCACGACGUCCAUACGUUGGAGCGCCAUGUUGUUAGAAACCACGUCUCUGGACAAACAACAUGUCAAUGGCAGAACUGCCCCAAUUACACAACAGAGUGUAGCGGCGAAGGUCUGAUGAAGCAUUUGCUAAAAGUACAUAUCCGACCUCUGGCAUGGAAGUACGGAGAUCGGCCGUCCGUCAACGGAACUGAUUACAACAUCGAUCGCUAUUUGAUUACGAAUGGCUUGCAUGUCACGCCUGAUGCUACUACAGCGAGUGAAAGCGAUGCCCUCAUCUUUCCCGUUGGACCGACCCCGAUUCGCGCAUUCAACAGAUUGUACGGCAACCAGAAACCCACGGACCGAGCACGACAGGUGUUAAGGGCGGUACAGAAGCGACGCAAACGUGUAGGUAUUGGUCUUGAGCAAGGAGGAUGCGAAUUCUCGACGCCCGUGCGAAACAAGCUAUUCGUGAACGACGAGGAGUUUUACGAAGUGGUGACGGAUGAUGAGGAGGGAACGGACAAUUGGUUCUCACAGGAUGUUUCUUCCUAG
Talaromyces stipitatus ATCC 10500 is the source of this 2235-nucleotide messenger RNA. RefSeq names its product C2H2 finger domain protein, putative. The record is from RefSeq and is a predicted model, not a curated record. Bases 1 to 2235 code for a protein of 744 amino acids. NCBI's taxonomy places the organism in Eukaryota, Fungi, Ascomycota, Eurotiomycetes, Eurotiales, Trichocomaceae. The transcript has 4 exons.